AUGAAAUGACAUAGUCAUAUUUAUUAUUUAGAGAAAAGCAAAGUAAGAAUUGGUUGUGAAGAGUACAUAAUAGAGAGAGAAAUGGCGAGCAAAGUGGGUGGAGAGAGAAUGGAAGAAGAAGAGAAGGAGGAGGAACACGAGAGGUGUCCGGUGGAAGAGGUUGCGUUAGUCGUACCCGAAACCGAUGACCCGACACUUCCGGUGUUGACAUUUCGGGCAUGGUUCUUGGGUAUGAUAUCAUGCGUUUUACUCAUAUUUCUGAACACAUUUUUUAUCUACAGAACACAACCACUCACAAUAUCAGCCAUCUUAAUGCAAAUAGCGGUUUUGCCCAUGGGUAAGUUCAUGGCCCGGGUUUUACCCACCCGAAACUACAGCUUAUUUGGGGGCCGUUGGGGGUUUAGCUUGAACCCGGGUCCGUUUAAUAUAAAAGAGCACGUGAUUAUCACGAUUUUGGCAAAUUGUGGUGUCUCUUACGGUGGGGGUGAUGCGUACUCGAUUGGUGCCAUUACUGUCAUGAAAGCUUACUAUAAACAGUCCUUGGGAUUCCUUUGUGCCCUCUUUAUUGUGCUCACUACUCAGAUAAUUGGAUAUGGAUGGGCUGGGAUGCUUAGAAGGUAUCUGGUUGACCCUGUUGAAAUGUGGUGGCCAGCAAACCUUGCUCAAGUCUCCUUUUUUAGAGCACUUCAUGAGAAGGAGCACAAACAAAAGGGGCUUACCAGGAUGCAAUUUUUCCUCAUCUUCUUUGCAGCAAGCUUUGCCUAUUAUGCUCUGCCUGGCUAUCUGUUUCCAAUUUUGACCUUUUUUUCCUGGGUGUGUUGGGCCUGGCCUCGAAGCAUUACCGCUCAACAGGUUGGAUCAGGUUACAACGGGCUAGGUGUGGGUGCCUUCACCCUGGAUUGGGCCGGCAUAUCUGCCUACCAUGGCAGCCCUCUGGUGGCACCUUGGUCUUCCAUUGUCAAUGUUGGAAUCGGAUUUAUCAUGUUCAUAUACAUAAUAAUCCCGCUGUGUUACUGGAAGUUUGAUACGUUUGAUUCCAGGAAAUUUCCAAUAUUUUCCAACAAGCUUUUUCGGUCUAAUGGACUCAAGUAUGAUACCACCAAGAUUCUCACCCCACAACGUGACCUCAACGUUGCAGCUUAUAAUAGUUAUGGAAAAUUAUACCUUAGUCCUCUCUUUGCCCUUUCAAUCGGGUCUGGAUUUGCAAGAUUCACUGCCACUCUUACACAUGUUGCUCUAUUCCAUGGAAGGGACAUCUGGAAGCAGAGCAGAUCUGCAAUGCAAAAUGCUAAGAAGGAUGUACAUGCUAAGCUGAUGAGCAAAUACAAACAAGUGCCUGAAUGGUGGUUCCUGAUCUUGUUAGUUUUGAGUGCGGCAUUUUCAAUCCUGAUGUCGUUUAUAUGGAAAGAUGAUGUGCAGCUGCCCUGGUGGGGGAUGCUUUUUGCAUUUGCAUUGGCUUGGGUUGUGACUCUUCCCAUUGGUGUCAUUCAAGCGACCACGAACCAGCAACCUGGGUACGACAUAAUAGCACAGUUCAUAUUUGGGUAUGUCUACCCUGGAAAACCCAUAGCCAAUCUGCUUUUCAAGAUAUACGGGAGAAUCAGCACCGUUCAUGCUCUAGCCUUCCUGUCUGAUCUAAAACUUGGGCACUACAUGAAAAUCCCACCAAGGUCAAUGUACGCAGCUCAGCUUGUCGGAACACUAGUUGCCGGUGUAGUCAACCUUGCAGUAGCAUGGUGGAUGUUGGGCUCCAUUGACAACAUAUGCGAUGUGGAGUCUCUAAAUCCUAACAGCCCGUGGACAUGCCCCAAAUUCCGAGUCACCUUUGAUGCUUCUGUUAUCUGGGGCUUAAUUGGACCUCAAAGGCUUUUUGGACCAGGAGGGUUGUACAGGAACUUGGUGUGGCUAUUCCUUAUCGGAGCAGUAUUGCCUGUUCCAGUCUGGAUACUCCACAAGAUCUUCCCUGAAAACAAAUGGAUUCCACUCAUCAAUAUACCAGUCAUAUCAUACGGGUUUGCAGGGAUGCCACCAGCAACGCCUACAAACAUAGCUAGUUGGCUGGUCACUGGUACCAUAUUCAACUACUUUGUAUUCAAGUACAGAAAAGAAUGGUGGAAGAGGUACAACUAUGUUCUAUCAGCAGCCUUGGAUGCCGGGACAGCCUUCAUGGCUGUUUUAAUAUUCUUCGCUCUCCAAAACGAGAACAAGAAUCUGAAAUGGUGGGGAACAGAAAUAGAUCAUUGCCCCUUGGCGUCGUGCCCAACUGCCCCAGGGAUUAUAGUGCAAGGAUGUCCUGUCCAUUAACCACCAUGAAAGCCUUGCAAAUAUGCCAUCAUCAAGUUAGUGUAGGGAGUAUUAUUAUUGUUUAUGAAAAUGUUACUCCACAUUUAUAGUAGGAUGAGGAAUAGUUUUUGUGAGAAAGAACCCCUCAAUAAACACAUUGAUAGAAGUGUUAUCCUAUUGAACCUAUUUAGUGUGGUUGAAAUUGUUUUGUGAUCAAUUUUGGUUAAGCUGAUCACUGGCCGUUAAAGUACACAGUUUCUGAUCCUUUUUGCUUGUGCAUAAGCGUCUGGUUGUUAAGACCCUCUGUGACUCUGAGGUUUAGAAACAGGGCUGGCAUAUCCUAACUGCUUUGGCCUAAGUGUGAUGUAGAAGCUAAUCGGUUUAACUUGACCUUGCAAACGUGGGAUCAAUUGAACCAAAACAGAAGAUGCAAGCAAGAGUGUAUUCGUGCUAGCAUUGAAGCUCAAGUUUUAAUUAGUAGUAAGUUGUACAGUAGAUACCAGAUAGUGUUUCAGACUUCGGUAUGUAUGACAGUUGAUGAAUUUCUUUCAAAUGUAUGCCUAUUUUGAAAAGUAAAAUAUCACUUCCUUUUUCUAUUGUUCAA
Molecule: messenger RNA, 2887 nt
Organism: Chenopodium quinoa (quinoa)
Lineage: Eukaryota; Viridiplantae; Streptophyta; Magnoliopsida; Caryophyllales; Amaranthaceae
Product: oligopeptide transporter 3-like
Exons: 6
Coding region: 82-2304 (740 amino acids)
Biological process (GO): transmembrane transport
Molecular function (GO): oligopeptide transmembrane transporter activity
Source: RefSeq, a predicted model, not a curated record